CCCUAAAAACAGAUAAUAAGUAGAAAUUUUCACCCAGUUACAGCCACUGCACCCAUGUCAAAGAAACUGUGGCAUGUCAGUCUGUGAAUUCCACAGUCUGUGUGAAAGAUUAACCGUGUGCGCGGCAGUGCCAACACACGAAAAGUAGCUUCAUGAGUGUCCAAAGUAGUGGAAGUUUGGAGGGGACGCCAUCUUGGUCCCAGCUCUCCACGUCCCCAACACGGACUUGUUUUCAGCAACAUACCACGGCAGGGGUGAAGGCCCAGGAAGGCACCAUGGAGGAGCUGCACAGCCUGGACCCCCGGAGACAGGAGCUGCUGGAGGCCCGCUUUAUGGGCGGGGUCAGCGGCAGCACAGGGGGGAGCACUGGCAGCACAAGUGGGGGAACCAAAGGUUUGACCAAUAAUGAAUGUUCAAAUCAUAGUUUUGGAAGCCUGGGAUCCUCAAGUGACAAGGAAUCAGAGGGGUCAGAUGUGAAAAGAGGCAGCUCUCCUGCUUAUUCGACCCCAGAGAAGAAACAGUCUGAAACCAGAGGCAGAAAAAGGAAACCUGAGAUCCAGUCAGAGAGCAGCCAAGGGAAAACAACUGUGCGAGGACCCAAAAUCAGUGAUUAUUUUGAUUUCCAGGGAGGAAAUGGGUCCAGUCCUGUGAGAGGUCUCCCACCAGUGAUCCGUUCGCCCCAGAACUCACAUUCCCACUCCGCUCAGGGCACAGCUGUUAGACAAAACAGUUCAUCUCCUACUAGUCUGUCUUUUGGGGACCACAUGACGCAUCCAAAGCAACAAGCAGUCAAAUUUGUGCAGACUGACCUUACAGUGCUGAAAUUGGCUGCCCUUGAAAGCACUAAGAAUCUCGACCUUGAGAAGAAGGAGGGCAGAAUAGAUGAUCUACUAAGGGCAAACUGCGAUCUCAGGAGACAGGUAGAUGAACAACAAAAAUUACUUGAAAAGUACAAGGAACGCUUGAAUAAAUGCAUCACUAUGAGCAAGAAGUUGCUCAUAGAAAAGAGCACCCAGGAGAAGCAGGCCUGCCGGGAGAAGAGUAUGCAGGAUAGACUUCGUUUAGGACAUUUCACUACAGUGAGACAUGGGGCCUCAUUCACAGAGCAGUGGACUGAUGGUUACGCCUUCCAAAACCUUGUGAAACAGCAAGAAUGGAUAAACCAACAGAGAGAAGAUAUUGAGAGGCAGAGAAAACUUCUAGCCAAGAGGAAACCUCCGUCCUCCAGCAACUCCCAAGCACCAACCACAAACUCAGAGCCAAAGCAACGCAAAACCAAGGCAGUGAAUGGAGCAGAGAGUGAUCCCUUUCUGAAACCCAGCCUACCUCAGCUGCUGACACUAGCAGAGUACCAUGAACAGGAAGAGAUCUUCAAACUGCGACUUGGACAUCUCAAGAAGGAAGAAGCUGAGAUCCAGGCGGAGCUGGAGCGUCUGGAGAGAGUGCGCAACCUUCACAUUCGGGAGCUGAAGAGAAUAAAUAACGAGGACAGCUCGCAAUUUAAAGAUCACCCAACGUUGAAUGAACGGUAUCUGCUCCUACACCUUCUAGGACGAGGGGGCUUUAGUGAAGUUUACAAGGCUUUUGACUUGAUUGAGCAACGAUAUGCUGCUGUGAAGAUCCACCAACUCAACAAAAACUGGCGAGAAGAGAAGAAGGAGAACUAUCACAAGCAUGCAUGUCGAGAGUACAGAAUACACAAGGAGCUGGACCACCCCCGAAUCGUGAAGCUGUACGACUACUUCUCACUGGACACAGACACGUUUUGCACUGUCAUGGAGUACUGCGAGGGCAAUGACUUGGAUUUCUACUUGAAACAGCAUAAGCUAAUGUCCGAGAAGGAGGCUCGGUCCAUCGUCAUGCAGAUUGUGAACGCACUAAAAUACCUGAAUGAAAUCAAACCUCCCAUUAUCCACUACGACCUCAAGCCAGGUAACAUUUUGUUGGUGGACGGCACAGCUUGUGGAGAAAUCAAAAUCACUGAUUUUGGAUUGUCCAAAAUCAUGGAUGACGACAACUAUGGCGUAGACGGGAUGGACUUGACCUCUCAGGGUGCAGGGACCUAUUGGUACUUGCCUCCUGAAUGUUUUGUGGUUGGGAAAGAGCCUCCAAAGAUCUCCAAUAAGGUGGAUGUGUGGUCUGUGGGCGUUAUCUUUUUUCAGUGUCUUUAUGGAAGGAAGCCUUUUGGCCACAACCAGUCACAACAGGACAUCCUGCAGGAGAACACCAUACUGAAAGCUACUGAUGUUCAGUUCCCCGUCAAGCCUGUUUCCAGUAAUGAAGCAAAGGCUUUCAUAAGGCGGUGCCUGGCAUACAGGAAGGAGGACCGGGUAGAUGUUCACCAAAUGGGAAGCGACCCGUACCUGCUUCCUCACAUGCGGAGGUCUAGCUCAUCUGGAAACCUGCAGAUGAGUGCUGCUGGCUCAGGACUCGCCUCCUCCAGUAUCAUCUCAUACUGACAGCCUUGUACUGUGACAACUAAAAGGCAAACUGACCAAGUGGCUCCCUCCGCCUGCGUGAGCUUCAGGCUCAUGGGAGAAGGAACAGCCAGAAACAGGAGGAGCAGGACACUGGUGAGGAGAUCCAAGCUGAGUCUCCUCUGACCUGUGCCAGGCUUUUCCUCGUUCACCAGGGCUCGAUCAAUGAAGGGACAGUGAAGGGAUGUUUUUUUGAAAAGGACAUGGGUGAAAGGAUCUUUUGAGGGUCCGACAAAAGCACUGAAACUGACGACGUACCUUGAAGAAAAUGUGACUGGACACUCUGUUCUGAUGUUGCAGACGGAUAAAGCCUUAAAGGGCCGAAGGGAGACUUGGCAGCCGGCCGUUCAUUCAGAUUAAAUAACAUGGUCCUGCCAGGGUGCAAAUGAUUCAGCUGCUAGACGUUAAUUUACUGUGAGAGGAGGGCAGUUAUGUAGAACUACAAAGACUUCACUAUUGAUUUGGCUAAAUGUUUUGUUUUUCACAAGUGUUAGGCUUUAAAUUGAGUUACUUAGCCAUGAGAAUGUAAUGUGUAGCAUACAAGUGGAAACUAGUGAUGUAGGGCGGGGCAGCAAACAUAAGUUUAAUGCACAAAGUAACCAAAUGUAGAAAAAUGACAAUAUAUAAAUCCUAUGCAGGAAUAUUAAUUAACAUAAAUUGGAAACUGUAUAUGCUGUACAGGUGAAUUUUGAACUGCAGCAGUAACAUGUACAAAGUUAAAAAUUCCCCAUGUAAAACUAGUUUCCUGGGUUGUUUCAUUACGCUGCUUUGAUGCUCUUACUUUUUUAAGGGCUGUAUGUUCCUCUGCGGGUACAAACUGUGCAGUUCUGCUAAGACUGAAUAAUAAAUUCCAGGAAACAUUUUUCUCUCACAGUGAAUGGUGCAAAAGAAAAUACAAGCCUGUUUAUUCUGAAGUUAAUAACCGAUACAUAUCACCUGGUAAUGCAGUGAAAAUGUUAGGGUGCAAGCUGCCAGGAUUUUUGACAUUAUACCGACACCCGGUGGCUUUGUUUGGUACUGCAGUGAUACAGGUAGAGAAGAGGAUGCUCACAACACAACUCAUGUUGGAGAUGCCCAAUAAACACAAAAGAGGCUUAGAUAGAUAAAAUACAUUAGUUUAAUCAAGGCAACUUUACAAAUAAUAUUUUUGUACAAAACCAAAACCUUUUAGUAGAUUUAAUGGCUACAGUGAUAGCAAGUAAACUUGCUUUUAUAAAGAUAAAUACCAAGUAGUAUAUCAUGAACCCAUCCAAACCCACAGACCUCGAGUAGUUUACAGAGCCCAUAAAAGGUUACUGUUUUUCUGGAGUGCUUUUGUAUUUUCACAAUCCCUUUUUGCAUUCCUUUUCAUAUUUAGAGAGACCAAGCUGAAAAUGUAGCUUUCAGUAAAUAUGUACACAAAAAUAUGCACUUCAAAUGUAGCCCUAGUCUGAGCUAUUACAGCAGCAACAGAUUCAAUCAGCAGAGGCUGUGUACAGUCAGAGCUCUGCUUUUGAAAGAGGAAAGCUCAUUUAACAAUAUAAAAUGUUAGGUCAUCUCUCCUCUCAGUAAAAUCUGCAGAUUGUGCAAAGCUGGCACUCAGUUUCAACUGGAUACGUUCAGCAAAAGUAGUUCAGACAACCAAUUCCAAAUCCAACUUUCAGAGGCUCUGUAGUAGAAGUGAAAAAAGAAGCAAAGAUACAGACUUGCACGUCGAAAGUAACCUGCUCCCUCAUAUACUUGACAUUUUAAAGUUCUGUAACCCAGUGUAUGUUUGAACUCUGCUGAAAUAAAAUGUACUUCAGA
This is a messenger RNA of Notolabrus celidotus (New Zealand spotty), 4262 nucleotides long. It is a transcript of the gene tlk1a, whose product is annotated as tousled-like kinase 1a. Gene Ontology annotation, molecular function: ATP binding; protein serine/threonine kinase activity. The record is from RefSeq and is a predicted model, not a curated record. Gene Ontology annotation, biological process: intracellular signal transduction; peptidyl-serine phosphorylation; chromosome segregation. Gene Ontology annotation, cellular component: nucleus. NCBI's taxonomy places the organism in Eukaryota, Metazoa, Chordata, Actinopteri, Labriformes, Labridae.